Messenger RNA from Microthlaspi erraticum, 984 nucleotides. The record is from the annotation of a GenBank genome assembly. Lineage: Eukaryota; Viridiplantae; Streptophyta; Magnoliopsida; Brassicales; Brassicaceae.
AUGGCUCCGACAUUGCAGGGCGAGUGGAUCAAGUUGGAGCAAACAGGAAAGGGACCAGGACCGAGGAGUGCACACGCCAUAGCCGUGGUCGGAGACAAGUUGUACUGUUUCGGAGGCGAGCUAACAGCCAAUAUCCCCAUCGACAAAGACCUUUACGUCUUUGACCUCAACACUCACACUUGGUCCAUCGCUCCGGCCACCGGAGACAUCCCUCAUCUAUCCUGCAUAGGUGUCUCCAUGGUAGCCGUCGGAUCCAAACUCUACGUUUUCGGCGGCCGUGAUGCAACCCGACAGUAUAACGGGUUCUACUCAUACGACACGUUGACAAACGAGUGGAAGCUAGUGACACCGGUUGAGGAAGGACCCGAGGCUCGUAGCUUCCACUCGUUGGCUUCCGAUGAGAAGAACAUCUACUUGUUUGGCGGUGUGAGUAAAACCUCACGGCUCAAGUUGCUACACGCGUUUAACGUUGCGGAUGAGAAAUGGGUUCAGCUACCAACUCCGGGUGAUUCUUGCAAAGAAAGAGGAGGAACGGGUCUCGUGCUGGUGCAAGGAAAACUAUGGGUGGUUUACGGGUGUGAUGGUUGCGAAACUGAUGAUAUUCAUUUCUGUGAUCUUGAGAAGAAAGAAUGGUCAAAAGUCGAGACUACUGGAGAGAAACCGCCGCCGAGGAGCGUUUUCGCGACGGCGGCUGUGGGGAAGUAUAUAAUAGUAGUUGGAGGUGAGAUCAAGAUGGACCCUAAUGCCCAUGUCGGUCCUGGGACGUUGUGUGGUAAAGGUUUCGUGUUGGACACGGAGACGCUGGAAUGGAGUAAACUGGAAGGAAACGGUGAGGAGGAGACGGUUAAGCCCGGUCCACGUGGUUGGUGUGCCUCGACGGCUGCAACCAUCAAUGGAAAGAAUGGGAUGCUGAUGUUUGGCGGGAAGGCUCAGACCAACGAACGCUUAGAUGAUCUCUACUUCUACGCAGCGAAUUCCGCGUAA